This is a messenger RNA of Plasmodium berghei ANKA, 1323 nucleotides long. Its product is annotated as IMP1-like protein, putative. The transcript has 2 exons. NCBI's taxonomy places the organism in Eukaryota, Apicomplexa, Aconoidasida, Haemosporida, Plasmodiidae. The coding region runs from base 1 to 1323 and encodes 440 amino acids. The record is from RefSeq and is a predicted model, not a curated record.
AUGAAAAAAAAUGUGAAGACAGUAGAAAGGAGGAGUGGUAAGGAUGAAAAAAAAAAUACAACAAAUAAAAAGAGAAAUGCUUCGAAAGAUCAGGCUUAUAAUAAAUUAAAAAAUAAUGGCAAAGAAAAUGAAAAAAAAAAGAAGGAAAAGAACAGUAUGAAUAAGUCGAUAUACGUGGAAAAGGAAUCGAACCCAAAGGACAAUAAAUUGCAGACUCGUUUAGAAAGGGAUCCACCAAAAAAUGCAGAAAAAAAUGGGGAAAAAAAAACGGGAAAAAAAUCGGAUAAAAGAUAUUCCCGAGAUGAAGGGAAAACCGAAAAAAAUAAAAAUAUAAAUUUUAAACAUUCUGAAACUGGAAAAAAAAAAGGAAAUUUUUUAUGCUGUUUUUGUUGUGGAGGUAAUGAGGAAGAAUUAAGUGAAAUACAAGUUUAUGAGGAUGAAUUCAAAUUAUUGAACAAGAAAAGACAAUCAUUGGAAGAAGAUGAAGAAGAAAAAAGACGGUUAAAACUGAUAGAAGAAGAAGAGGAAGAAAAAAGACGGUUAAAACUGAUAGAAGAAGAAGAAGAAGAAAAAAGACGGUUAAAACUGAUAGAAGAAGAAGAAGAAGAAAAAAAAAGACGAUUAAAAAUCAUGAAGGAAGAAGAUGAAAUAUUAUCCUCAAAAAAAAAAGGAACUAUGUUAAUAAAUAAAGAUAUGAAAGCUAAGUUAUUUACUAAAAAAAAAGCAAAAUUAAAUUUUCUUGGAGCAGCAGCUGCGCCUACCCCCCCUGAAGAGAAAUAUUGUAUUGGGCCUCCACCAGAAGUAAGAAAAACAACAAUAAAUGUAAAUAAAGGUAUAUAUUUAAUUUAUAAUAAUGAAAAUAAUGGACAACUAGAAAUACAUUAUUCUAAAACUGGAAUUGAAGGGCACGGAGUAUUAGCAUAUAUAUCAUCAGAAAUAAUUCCUGAUUUUUAUUUUGACUCAAAACAUUCCAAACAAAUUAUAUUAAAAAAUAUUUCUAACAAAAUGACAAGUGUAUAUUUUAAUGAUUUAAAGCCUUAUUAUGAAUGUUAUAUAGAAUUUAUAAAAUUAAAAAAAAAAUUUAAUGGGACUUUGUAUUUUCUACCUGCUUUUGAAUCUCAACCUCCUCCUCAAUUAGACAUUAUUUUUUUUAAUACCCGAGAAAAAAAGCUAAGCUAUGCCCCUAUAGAGAAACCUGUCGAAUUUGUUGGUGAUAUUCUUUUUGUUAUACAGAAAGGAUUAAAAAUAUUUACAGAAGAAGUAGAAGUUGAAAAAUUGUGUAACUAUAUGAAAUGUUAUGGGGCUUUAUUAAGUUUGCCUUAA